CGCCGCCCCACCGUACCGUCGCCGCCGGCGCCUCAAUCUCACGCCGCCCCACCCCCUGUAUCCGAAAAUCCCCGCCUCUCCCGAUUUGCCUCCGUCUCCGUUCCCGUUCUUCCUCGUCGGGACAUCGAGACCUUGCUGUCUCCACCCCGUCCGCAGGUCUCCGAGGACUGGUCGCAAGAUGCAGGCUUUGCUGCGGAGCGUCUGUCGAGCCGGACCCCGCGGCGCGUCUGUGAAGCUCCUGGACUGUGCACCUCCCGGGGUUGCCCAGUCGUUCGCAGAACCUCUGACUCUGAGGUCCUGCAGCUGGGUUCGUCAAAUCGUGAGUCCAAUCGUUCCACAUGAUGGUGUUCAGGCUUACGGUGUCUGCACCAAGGCUUUGGCGGUGAGGGGGUUCUCGACAGUGGGGGCUGCCGAGGCUUCUGUUGAGGAUGAAGAUUCCAGCUCUCCCAUGGUUGAGCAACCGCCACACAUCAAGUUCAAGAGGCCUGACAAGACGGCCAGGCACAUUAUGAAUAUCUUGAACAAAGAGGCAGUUGACAAAGUCCGCACGGAGAGGGAGAUUCCUGAUGUACAGCCUGGAUGUAUUGUUCAAAUGAGAGUGCAAGUUCCUGAGAACAAGCGGCGCGAGUCUACAUUGAAAGGCAUCGUCAUAGCAAGGCGCAAUGCUGGGAUCGCUACAACUUUCAGAUUGCGUAGAUUAGUAGCUGGCGUGGGAGUUGAGUCCGUCUUUCCACUGUACUCCCCAAACAUCAAAGAAAUCAAGAUCCUAGACAGGAAGAAAGUCAGGAGAGCAAAGCUGUACUAUCUGAGGGACAGAAUGAAUGCGCUUAAGAAAUAAAACCACAUCAGUUUGGUUUUUACCAGUUUGCUUCUGAUGCGGAUCUGCACGGCCUGUGUCGUCAUAGUGCCUGCAGUUUGAGCAGCCCGGUGCUUAGUUUCAGCUCCUAAAACUACUGUUUCCGGUCACCAUGCUUGGUUUUUGGAUCAAAGUGGUAGCAGAAAUUCUGAUUCUGUUAUUUGGAUUUAACCGUGUGGAUCCGUGCUAUUUUGUGUUCUGUAGCAGUCAGUGUACGAGAAAGAAAUAAAAACCCUCGUAUCUCUACUAUUUUGUGCUUUGUAGCAGUCAGUGUACUACUAUAUUUGCCUGUAUUGGUAAGAUAGAAAAGGUUGAGCUCAAAGAUGUUUCCCACUCGA
This is a messenger RNA of Lolium perenne, 1194 nucleotides long. RefSeq lists its product as uncharacterized. Lineage: Eukaryota; Viridiplantae; Streptophyta; Magnoliopsida; Poales; Poaceae. Gene Ontology annotation, molecular function: structural constituent of ribosome. Gene Ontology annotation, biological process: translation. Gene Ontology annotation, cellular component: ribosome. The record is from RefSeq and is a predicted model, not a curated record.